CUUAAUAUACCAUCUGUGUCCUUCCUUUCUCUCUCCACACCGAAACAGAGAGAGAAAAUAAAACAGACGCAACAAACACAACAAGAAUCGAAGCAAGCAAGCCCCCGCAGGUGUGUUCUUCACACGUCACAUUUCACUCUCCGCUCACUCUAGCCACGUCUAUCCUUCCCUUAAUUAUCGUGAGCCGUCGUCUUCCUUUACCACUCGGAAGAAAAAAAGGGAAGAAAUCCGAUUCAUGCAAUAAAACUGUACGAUCACCAUCCGGUGAUCUCUCCGUUUAGUGUUCCUCCGGUUCAUCCGAUCUUAUCCGUAGAGAAAAAGAUAUUUAUCGAACACUGAAAUUUUGAGUUUCCACAGCGUCAAUCUUUGUUGAUUCUUAGCUGUUAGAGAGAGAACAAAUUAUAGAGAUAGAGAAAGAUGCAGAGGCUGCGGAGUCCACCGAAGCACAGGCACGACGGGACUUCGCCGCUGCCGUUAGGGAUGGAUUGGAGUCCUCCGCCUCGAAAAUGGAGCGGGCGAGAAACCAUUUGGCCUCAUGAUUCUAGAACGGGAUGGAGUUACUGUGUCGCUAUACCGUCCUGGGUCGUGGUCCCAAAAUCAAGAGAUUUAGAUCCCGUAGUGGUACUCAAAUUGAAUGAUUCUCCCGUGUUUAUCUAUACCAAGGGGAAUAACCAGUUGAAGUUUUCAAAGCAUGCUAUUGUAGUUAAAGAGUUUUACAGGGUUCAGGUGGGUUUACAAUCACCAGAAGGGGUUACAACCACACGUGGAGUGUUGAGAAGAUUUAAUGAUUUUAUGAAGUUAUUUACUGAUCUUAAGAAGGCAUUUCCUAGAAAAAAUCUCCCACCAGCCCCACCCAAGGGACUUCUGCGUUUGAAAAGCAGGGCACUCUUGGAAGAGAGAAGGUACUCUUUGGAGCAGUGGAUGACAAAACUGCUGUCUGACAUUGAUUUAUCAAGAAGUGUUUCAGUGGCAUCCUUUCUUGAAUUGGAAGCUGCUGCGAGGUCUUCAUUCCAAGAUGUAAAUCAGCAAUCAUCAGAAGCAAGUCCCACCGGUGAUAGUUCAACUUCCUCGCUUCAUAUACCUCCAAAUUUAAGUUCUCUUGCUACCGGUUCAUCAAUCGCAUCAGAUUAUGGUAGUGAUACUGCUUAUGAAACAUCUGAUCUUGGAACACCUAGGUUAGAAAGAGAUGAAAAUUUUGGAAUUGGCUUGGGAGAUCUAGCACUGGAUGAAGAUCUGACCAGUCCUAUGGAAAAACUUGUGAAGUAUGGCAUGUCAAACAUUGAUGAGGGACUGUUUAUGGGACAGACUAUUCUAGAGCAACUAGAAGGUCUUCCUAGGCACAGACCACAUGGUGUGCAUAUAAAAAAUGUCACAGCAAAAGAUGUAUAUAAUGGAAAUGCAUCCAAAGCUUCAUUUUUUCCUGGAAAUGGGAUGGAACUUUUCUCUGAGCCAGGGCCUGCUAAGGCAUUUGGUCAUGUUAGAAAGUUGUCCAGUGAGAGUGUUGGAAGUGACGGAAGUUCUCUACGAGGAAGUGAAUUAUCAAACGCUGGGAUACCAAAUUCAUCUGGUGAUGGAUCUCUUGACCUUCCAGGAAUAGCUGAGGUAUUGAGCUCUGCAGAAGUUGUUGGUAAUGCAGAGCUGCAGUUUUCAGGUGAUGCACACAUAGUACUUCCUAUGGAUCAGCGUCAUAAAAUGAACAGGGUUCUAUUAACGAUGCAGCGGAGGCUAGUCACAGCUAAAACAGACAUGGAAGACCUCAUAUCAAGAUUAAAUCAGGAGAUAGCCGUAAAAGAUUACCUUACAACAAAGGUCAAGGAUCUGGAGGUGGAACUCGAAACUAACAAACAGAAAAAUAAAGAAAAUAUGCAGCAGGCUAUUUUGAUUGAGAGGGAAAGGCUCACCCAAAUGCAGUGGGAUAUGGAGGAAUUGAGACGGAAAUCUUUGGAAAUGGAAUUGAAAUUGAAGUCAAAAGAGGGUGAGCAGUCAAGUACAGAAUUUCAAAUGGCAUCUACCGACCAUGAGAAAGACAUGGUACUUGAGGAGUUGGAUGCUACUAGAAAGCUACUUGAGGAUCUGUCUAAGCGAUAUGAAGAACUUGAAGCGAAAUCGAAAGCAGAUAUUAAAUUUCUUGCAAAAGAAUUUAAAUCCCUUAAAAAUUCCCAGACAACAUUAAAGCAGGAGCUUAGUCAAUCACUGAAGGAAAAAUCUGAAGUUGAGAAACUUCUUCACGAGGAAAGAGAAAUGAAGGAGCAUGGGAAAAUUGCUCGGAAGAAACUGCUACAUGAUUGUAGGAUUCUGUGUGACCAGCUGCAAGAAUGCAACGUUAAUUUGUUGAGUGAAGAUGAUAAUUUUGUUGUGGACUUUUCACUGGCAGAUGCUUUGGAUUUGCUGACCACAUCUGAUGAUCAAAUUGGCCAUCUAUUAACGGAGGCACAACAAUUAUUUGAAGAUGAUAAAAUCACUGCUCCUGACGACAACUUGAGAUCAACCGAUGAUGAACUGAGGAAUAUGUUGGCAAAUCUCUUCACUGAUAAUGCCAUGUUGAGGAAACAGGUGAACUCUACUAUGCGACGUGCUCUUAAAAUGGGCAGCAUCUCUAGGAGUAGUAAUGACGGGGCUCCUUCAAGUAAUAAUCAUGUAGAAAGAUAAAAAGUAUAGUCGAAUAUUAAAUAUUGUAAUUUUUUUAAAAAAAUGUAGAAGGCGUCUUUCAAAACUAUAAUAGGAUUAGAGGUAAUGGACGACCUGUUUUGCACAGUUCAUUUCACUAAACCAGAAAUUAACUCGAUGUAAUUGUGGUUUCACGUAUUGAGUUGUCUGAAAGAAAUUGCCUUUCCAGA
This is a messenger RNA of Populus nigra (black poplar), 2837 nucleotides long. Its product is annotated as PX domain-containing protein EREL1-like. Gene Ontology annotation, biological process: protein transport. The transcript is spliced from 11 exons. The record is from RefSeq and is a predicted model, not a curated record. Gene Ontology annotation, molecular function: phosphatidylinositol binding. NCBI's taxonomy places the organism in Eukaryota, Viridiplantae, Streptophyta, Magnoliopsida, Malpighiales, Salicaceae. The coding region runs from base 418 to 2649 and encodes 743 amino acids.